Molecule: messenger RNA, 2853 nt
Organism: Sabethes cyaneus
Lineage: Eukaryota; Metazoa; Arthropoda; Insecta; Diptera; Culicidae
Exons: 3
Coding region: 1-2853 (950 amino acids)
Molecular function (GO): nucleic acid binding
Source: RefSeq, a predicted model, not a curated record
AUGGAACAAAUUGGCACGUUCAACCCAGUAGAGUUGCAAUCGGAAAAGCAGUAUUUUUUGCCGCAUCAUGCUGUCAAACGCCCAGAUAGUAGUACGACGAAACUCAGGGUGGUGUUCGAUGCUUCGGCUAAAACUAGCAAUGGAAAAUCGCUGAAUGAUCAACUUAUGGUGGGACCAACGUUGCAACCCCAGCUUGUCGAUACGCUGCUUCGCUUUCGAAGGUACAAGGUCGCGGUCACAUCCGAUGUUUCGAAAAUGUUCCGACAAAUUUUAGUACGCAAAGAAGAUCGACGCUUCCAGCAGAUUCUUUGGAGAUCCAGUACCAAGGAUGAAAUCGGUGUUUAUCAGUUAACGACAGUUACCUAUGGUACUGCCAGCGCCCCGUUUUUGGCAGUCCGGACACUAAUGCAGAUUUGUGAAGAUGAAGCAGAGCAGUAUCCCCUUGCAGCAGAAGUUGGCAAGAAAUCGGUAUACGUCGACGAUGUUUUAUUCGGUGCUGAUACGGUAGAGGAAGCACGAGAGUUGAAAGGGCAACUAGCUGCUAUGCUCGAAAAGGCAGGAUUCGAGUUGCAUAAGUGGUGCUCAAAUAGCAAAGAGGUGUUGGCUGAUAUUCCCGAAGCCAGGCUGGAGCAAAAGGUACUGCUGAACAAAGAAGGUCGAACUAAAACCCUUGGGUUAACUUGGCAACCCGAUGAAGAUGUAUUCAGUUUCGAAGUUAUGUCAAUUGCCUUUGACGAAGGAGUACCGACCAAACGAAAAAUUCUCUCAGACAUAUCAAAGUUAUUCGAUCCACUUGGCCUAGCAGGACCAGUUAUUAUGACGGGUAAACUCAUCAUGCAAGAACUAUGGAAAGAGAAACUAAAUUGGGACGAGCCGCUGGAAGCUGGUAUAGAAAACAUGUGGAACGAGUAUCGACUACAGUUACAGACGAUGAACACAAUUCGGAUUAGUCGCUGUGUACUUCCAUUGUUGCAAACAGAAUUUGUAGAACUUGCUGGGUUCUGUGAUGCAUCGCAGAAGGGCUACGGAGCAUGUUUGUACUUAAGGUCACGAAACUCGCAAGGUCAAAUCUCCAUUCGUUUACUAUGCUCAAAAUCUCGCGUCGCACCUAUCAAGGGAAAUCGAACCACGAUUCCGCGUCUAGAGCUAUGUGGAGCUCGUUUGCUCGCUCAAUUAGCAGAUAAUGUAAGACGAUCCCUACCAGUUACCGUGAACCGAGUUCGUUUUUGGUCCGACUCCACUAUUGCUCUCAGCUGGAUCAACACUUGCCCCAGUAAACUGGAUGUUUUUGUAUCAAACCGUGUAGCUGCAAUACAACAGCUGUCCGACCCAAGCGAAUGGUGUCACGUCAGCACGCAUGACAAUCCGGCAGAUUUGGUCUCACGUGGAAUUAUGCCCCAAGAGCUUCAUUCAUCUAAACUGUGGUGGUGUGGACCGCCAUUCCUACGUAAAAACGAUAUCGUCUGGCCAAAGGGAGUGCAGCUGGUUGACCCCAUGCAGCUGCCAGAAUUGAUCCAGGUUACCGCCAUGCCCGCAGUGGUCGAAAGGCUGCAUUUAUUCGACAAUUGCAGCAAGUACAACAUAAUGCUUCGAGUCGUCACGCGUAUCAAGCGCAUGUUCCAGAAUCGUCAGCGUAGUGCAGAGAAUCAACGUCGUGGAGAGUUUAGCGCAGAGGAAAUGCGAUACGCCAAGCUUACAAUUGUUCGUCUCGUCCAGAAGGAGAGCUUUCCGGAAGUAUUCGCCCAAUUACGAGAGGAGGUAACAUCGAAGAACCAUUCGCUAAUACCGCUUUCUCCGUUUGUAGACAACCACGGACUACUGAGGGUCGGUGGACGUCUAUCGAAAUCGGCCUGCUCAUAUGAUACAAAACACCAGAUGAUCCUUCCCAAGAACCAUCCCGUCACAGGUGCAAUCAUCCGGUCUUUCCAUGAGUCCAAUAUGCACGCCGGUAUUCAGUACAUGGGUGAUUUGCCAGCUUGCCGUGUGGAAGGACAGUAUCCGUUUUAUCGAGUCGGUAUCGAUCUCUGUGGACCAGUAUUCUUGAAGCAACGCAAUAAACGUUCCACCGUCGAGUAUAAAGGAUGGAUUGUGCUUUACAUUUGCCUGGCAACAAAAGCGAUCCACCUCGAGUUGUUUUUUAAGAGUUUCGACAACCAAGACGACAUUCUACGAGCCUACGGCAACAGUGUCGAGUGGCACUUCAAUCCCCCAGAGGCACCGCACUUCGGCGGUAUUUGGGAAUCAAACAUCCGUCAAACCAAGGUGUUAUUGUUGAAGCAUACAGCAGCAGCAGCUCUGAGUUUCGAAGAGUUCUCAACCGUUUUGUGUCGAAUUGAAGCGGUUUUAAAUUCGAGACCGCUCACCCCGCUAUCGGACGACCCAGAGGAUUUUGAGGCGUUAACUCCGGGACACUUUUUGGUAUUUCGAUCUUUGAACGCUGUCGCACGUCCCGUAGUCAUCGAUCAACGUAAGCAUCCUAGGCAACGAAAUGAACACAUCACCGCUAUCAUUCAGCACUUCUGGAAUCGUUGGCAAUCGGAGUAUCUUUCGUCGCUACAAGUACGAUACAAGUGGCACAAGAAGGUAGAAGUCGAAGUAGGUCAACUUGUGCUCAUCAAAAAGGACAACAUGCCAGUUCAGAAAUGGCUACUUGGCCGUAUUAUCGAGGUCAUCCCUGGUACCGAAGGUGUUGUACGAGUCGUCGACGUCAAAACAGAGAAUGGAAUUUUGCGAAGACCUGUAUCGAAGCUGUGCUUUCUACCCAUCGACCCAGAGCAGAGUUUCGAAAGGGACACCUUUCAACGGCGGGAGGAUGUUCAGAAUAAUCUGAUCGAAUCGGCAUCACUGCAAUAA